Messenger RNA from Aegilops tauschii subsp. strangulata, 894 nucleotides. RefSeq names its product transcription and mRNA export factor ENY2. Gene Ontology annotation, cellular component: SAGA complex; nuclear pore. The record is from RefSeq and is a predicted model, not a curated record. Gene Ontology annotation, biological process: mRNA export from nucleus; positive regulation of DNA-templated transcription. Lineage: Eukaryota; Viridiplantae; Streptophyta; Magnoliopsida; Poales; Poaceae. Gene Ontology annotation, molecular function: transcription coactivator activity.
ACUCGACCCGGCAGUCGGCUCCGAUAGGAACAGAGCAAAAAAAGAAAAAAAAACAUAGCCGAGCCGGUCAGACGACGUCCGAAGCAGAAGAGGAGACAGGAUUCAGGAACCCGCGAGACGAAGCAGGAAGCCAGAGGCGCUCUCCAAUCCAAGCAUGAGGUCGUCGAUUAACCGGCCGCCGACGCCGGACCAGGAGGAGGACGAGGAGGAGGAGCAAGGGAAGGAGGCUUCUCUCGGAGAUAUCAUCAACCUCAAGUUGGUGGAGAGCGGCGAGAAGGAGAGGCUGAUGGAGCUUCUCCGGGAGCGGCUCGUCGAGUGCGGCUGGAGGGAUGACAUGAAGGCUCUCUGCAGGGCUUAUGCAAGGAAAAAGGGAAGAAAUAAUGUAACAUUAGAUGAUCUUAUUCAUGUUAUUACUCCAAAAGGAAGAGCCUCGGUGCCCGAUGCGGUGAAGGCAGAGCUGCUGCAACGCAUCCGAUCCUUUCUCAUGUCUUCCUCGCUUUGGUAGCCCAUGAAUCACGCCGAUCGGAAGGCGCGUGUAGGAAGCUUGAAGCAUCGAUCUUGAACGUGUAACACUUCAGAGAAGCAGCAAAUAUCGACAUAAAACGGAUCUGGUGCUGUGGACGUGUUUCCUGGUCAGGCAUGUGGUUGGCCCUGUUCUCUGACUGUACCAUCACCACACUGUAUUUGUAGCGCUACAUUGCGCGGUCGCUUCGAUGCCACUUGGUAAUCUUAAUUAGAGAACUCAGAAUCAAUGCGUCUGGUGGUACUACUCGCGUGUCUCAUGUCAAACCUGAUUGAGUGAUCCUCAUGAGGGACCAACAAGAACAGACGCCACUUUUGUCAUUGUGUUGUGAAGGCCUUAUCUGAUACUAGUAUUUUCUGUGUGCUGCUUUA